AUGAUGAACAACCAUUUUCACUUGCAAGCACAUGAACAACACAACAACAACAAUAUGCCACAAAAUGUGGCGCCACAAUUUGCAGCUGGCACACCAACAACAUAUAGUUAUUUAACGCCAGCAGCAGCGGCAUCAGCAAAUCCACAACAACAGUGGUUAACCUAUCAAAUACUGCCGCCUGUAACUGGAAAUACUGUCGGGGGAUUGCCGUCGGUGUGUGGUGGCCCAAAGCGUUAUUAUGCAGCCAACACAACAGCAGCAGCAGCAACAACAGCACCAGCGACAGCAGCAACACAUCAUCCCAGCAGCAUACAAAUCACCAACAACUAUACACAGCAACAGCAACAACAAACAGCUAGUGCAUUUAAGGCGAAUAAUAUAAAUAAUAUAAGGAUUAUAAGCACAGCGCCAAAUGUUUAUAGUUUAAAUAAAACAACUGAGCAAUUAAGUCAGUUGUAUGCCGCACCAACAUCCACAACAACAACAACAGCGGCUGCAGCUGCCACAGCAACUGCUGAAUUAUAUGCACCCGUUGGCGCAUAUUUUGCAGCAGCAAAUUUACAAUCGAAAUUGCAGCCACCGCCAUUGGUGCCCGUGAGUAAUAACAGCCACAGCAACAACAACAGCAAUAGUGUCGCUAACAACGCUGCCUCCACUGUGGUAUUGGAUCGCAUUAAUAUCUGCAUUAAUAAUCAUUAUGCGGAACCCAAUCUCUGCCAGCCAUCGCCCAUAAUACCCGCUAUACAGCAUAAAGCAUUGUUGCCCCUCAUUGACAGCAGCACCGCCGACAGCAGCAGCUGUAGCAGCAGCAGCAACAGUUCCAAUUCUAUUUCCAUUUCGAAUGGACGCAGCAGCAGCUCAUCUACUGCUGUUGUUGCUGCGCCCGCCACUGUCAUUGUUAUUGAUGAGCCGGACUCGACAACAACAACACCACAGACGCCGCCAACAACGCCGGAAACAUUGAGCUCACCUCUAAAGUCACCGCAGAGCAGCGUAAAUUGUGUGACAUUGAAGCAGAGCUUCACCAGCGUCACACAAAGCAUUGCAGAAGUAGCUGCAACAGUUGCAGUCACAGCAGCACCACCAACACCGCCAACCCCACCCACACCACCACCACCACCGCCAGCAGCUGUUAGAAGUCCUACACCUGUUUCUACUCCCCUUAGCUAUGCUUUACAAGAAGAUGUAUUUAUUAAAUGCAAUGAUGGACGCUUCUAUUUGGGCACAAUAAUCGCACACUCGCAGGAGCAGUAUCUGGUGCGUUUUGAUGACAAAUCGGAGCAGUGGUGCGAACCAGAGGAACUACAAAAAUGGGGCAAUGAACCAAACACAGCAGCUGUCAAUUUAAAUGCACCCAUGUGCGUUGCCUGUAAACGCACCCAGCACGAUAUUGUUGAGAUUUGUGAACGUUGCGGGCGUGGCUAUCAUCGUGGUUGCACCACUGAAAUUGCCACUGGCAUCUGGUGUUGCAAGCGCUGUGCAAAACCCAUGAAAAAGCAAACGGCAAUUGCCACAAACGAGGCCAAUAAACCGAGAGGCAUUUGUCGUCAGUUGCCCUAUCAUGUGGACAAACUUAGCUGGGAUGAAAAGCAUCGCGUGAAUGAAGAGCAAAUUUAUUGUUAUUGUGGCAAACCUGGCAAAUUUGAUCACAACAUGUUGCAAUGUUGCAAGUGUAGAAACUGGUUUCACACUCAAUGCAUGCAAAACUUUAAGGGCAAACUAUUACGUGGCGAUAUUUUCUUUGUAUUCUGUUGCACUGUGUGCAACAAUGGCGUUGAGUUUGUGCGUCGUCUACAGAUUGAUUGGGUGGAUAUGUUACACAUAACGUUGUACAAUCUGCGCAAGCAUCAGCAUCAAAAGUAUCAUCAUCUGCUGAAGGACAUUUGGCCGUUUAUUUUGGAGCAGCGACAUCAUCUGCCCAUCUGCGAGGAGUGGCGUCAACUGCCGGAGACGACGCUGAUGGAACGCAUUAAGCACACAUUAAAGGAAUAUUCCGAUCGUUUUGUUUGUGGUCGGGAGUUUAAACGUGCCCCUGCUUAUUACGCUCUAAGGCACAGUGGUCCACCUUUAACCCCACGCGUAUUCCUGCAAUCGGAUGAGGUGCUCAAUGACGAGCUGCUUGUGGAAAAGUUUCGAUUGCUCCUAAUGCCAGAGGAGCAAGUGGCCAAAGUGCCAGAGAUUGCGUCCAAAAAUGUAGCUGCCAAGGAUGUUUACGAGUUUCACACGGAUGAGGAUGAGGAGGCGGUUGAAGCAGAGGCAGACACCAGCGAGGAUGAGAUACCCAUCAAACAGAUCAUGGAUAUGGCCAAAAAACAAAUCAAUCCAACGUCAACGCUGGCAAAUGAAGAAGAACAGGUGAGCAGCGCCCAGGAGCGUACACCCGAUCUAGCCGAUGAUAAUGCCAACGAUGGUGAACCUGGCAAACUGUUGGCGCCAGCACCACCCCAACUGGAUGUAGUAAUGAAUGGCAAUGGGAUUGGCAUUGGCAGUGGCAACGGCAAUAGCCGUAAACGCAAAGCAUUCCGUUUGUCGAAACGUUACGACAACAGCAGCCGCAAUUGUGAUCUCUCCUCCGAUGAGAAUUCGAGCAGCAGCCGUGGCACCAGCUCGCUGGAUCUCAUCAUACCACCGCCAGCCAAUUUCCUGGGUCGUAAUAAUCCCUUUCUAAUGGCCACGCCCAAGAAAUCAACACAACAACGCCAUGGAGGAGCUGGUGUUGGUGUUGCUGGCAUUAUUAACAGCAUUUUUAAGCUAAAAAACGUCAAGCAGCUGAGCAACACGGAGCUGGCCAAGGCAGCUGCUGGAGCGCAACAGCCGCGCAUGGUGCGCACCAUUAAGCGAAGACUGAGUGCCAAAGAUAUUACCAUUGGACCCAAUCAGGAGGUGCGAAGACGUCGCACCAGACGCCUGACUACGGCCAUCGAGGUGAUCAAUACCACAACAAUAAAUCCCAUACCCAGCCACUACUUUCCCUUGUAUGCCAAAGAUUUGCAGCCGCCGCCGCCGGUGGCGUUGCUGCCACCUGAGAAGCCAACGCAUGGACGUUUGCUGCGCCAGCGACCGCAGAAAUCACGCGGAGGUUCACCGGGGAAUAGUCGACGCAAUUCCACAAGUUCCACGGCGACAAAUGUCAGCAGCGGAAGCGGAAGUACGCCCGCUAAUGGACACUCGAUGUUGGAUUUGAAGCAAUCGGUGAACAAAUACUUUGGCGGCGCCAUGAAUCGCAUCGAUGCUGGUGAGUCCUUUGCCAUUCGUGCCAAGCGGCGCAUGGGCAACGGACAUGUUCAGUAUCUGGUGGAAUGGGGUGGUGACUCGGCUGCCACAUCUACGACAAACUGAAGCGGAAAUGGAAACGGAAACUGAACAUACAAAUUCAUGUGUUUUUAACUUGAUUAAUUAUCUUAUUAUUUUCUUUACAUUUUUUUAUUCAUUUAUUAUUGUUUAAGCCGAAACUUUGCUGCCAGUUUGUUGGGCCAAAUUAUUGUUUUGUUAAUCGUUUGAGGGAAAAAACAAAAAUGUCACUGCCAAAAUAGCAAAAUGUUCAUCAAAUUAAAAAAAUAAUUAUGCAACUGAAUACAGGUUUUAAUUGUGCAAUGGCAGUUAAUUGUUAAAUUAAGUAAAAAUUACAAAAAAAAAA
Messenger RNA from Drosophila innubila, 3637 nucleotides. It is a transcript of the gene Pcl, whose product is annotated as polycomb protein Pcl. The transcript has 5 exons. The coding region runs from base 1 to 3339 and encodes 1112 amino acids. The record is from RefSeq and is a predicted model, not a curated record. Lineage: Eukaryota; Metazoa; Arthropoda; Insecta; Diptera; Drosophilidae.